Wickerhamiella sorbophila is the source of this 1263-nucleotide messenger RNA. Its product is annotated as Peroxisomal membrane protein PEX30. NCBI's taxonomy places the organism in Eukaryota, Fungi, Ascomycota, Dipodascomycetes, Dipodascales, Trichomonascaceae. The transcript has a single exon. Gene Ontology annotation, cellular component: peroxisomal membrane. Gene Ontology annotation, biological process: peroxisome organization. Bases 1 to 1263 code for a protein of 420 amino acids. The record is from RefSeq and is a predicted model, not a curated record.
AUGCCUACGAACGCAGCCUUUGCGCCUGGGCCGGGGACGCUGUCGCAGUCGAACUCGUCGCCGCUACUGAAGACGACACCGCCGGUGGUGAUCAGCGUAAUGAGCCAGAUCUAUCCGUUCAUCUGCGUCGCCGACACCACUCUGGGGUUGCUCACCUGGUCGCUCGACGACCCCUGGAAGCCGUUUCUGCUGGUCGCCGUGUGGAUUCUGACCGUGCAAUACUUUGAAUUCAUAAUUCUCUAUAUUGCCCACAUUGUUGUGGCCAUUCUGCUCUCGGUGGUCGUUUACAACUACCAGAAGCCGUCUAACGACCUCGAGUCUCUGAACGCGGUCAUUGCCAAGCUUUCACAACUGUCGAGCCGCGUGCGCUUGUUUGCCCUGCCUGUGACCUCUCUGGAGCUUACCAAGAAGGAUCUCACCCGUAUGUUGUUUGCUGCCGGUUUCAUGACCCCGCUUUACAUUGUGGUUGCCCGAUACUUUUUGUCGGUGAGGUCAAUUUGUCUCUACGGUGGUCUGUUUGUGCUCACAUAUCACUCGGCUCCCGCUAGAGCCACUCGCGAAAUUUUGUGGCGCUUCAAGCCCGUCCGUGCGCUUGUAUUUGGCAUGACAAGCAUCAACUUCAGCAAGUCUUCGCUAAGGAAACAAAUGGCCCGCCCACAAACCGCACUAUCCCGACCCUCUUCUCCAGCAUCAAGUCACAAAGCCAACUCGCAGAGCGUGCGGUUCACCUAUGUUCUUUACGAGAAUCAGCGUCGCUGGCUAGGAAUUGGCUGGACGAGCAAUAUGCUGGCUUAUGAGCGAGCGGCUUGGACAGACGAGUUUCUCAAUGAAUCUCUUGCCCCAGACACAUUCAUGCUGCCCGACACAGAGGGUACCGGUAUGGAAUGGCGUUGGGUCGAUAAGGCAUGGAAAUUGGAUCUCACAAACGAUGGCCUCCUGGUCACGCGAACAAAGGCCACCUACACAGCUGAUCCUGAUGAGGAUGAUGGGUUUGUGUACUAUGACAACGUAUGGAAACGAGGCUCGGCUGAGCCAAGCUUCUCCAAGUACACGCGUCGCCGCAGAUGGGUUCGGACUGCAGAGCUGGUUGCCCUCGGUGAGCCCCAGGACGAUGUAAAGCAAUCACCCCAAAAAGAGACCAAAUUCGCAGACAACAAUGGCGCCAAUGGCGCUGCAUCACAGCAUGUGAUUGAUGACAUCGAAAAAAGCACGGGCGUCAAGUCGUCUCAAGUAGAGAUUCGCCAAAGACAGGUUGACGAGUAG